GAAAUGUGCCGAGGGGCCCGUGCUGCCUGGGCCAGUCGAAGCGGCGCAGCCACCCGUGCGCGCGCGCUCGCAAGACCACCCGCGCCCAGAGUCCCAGUCUGAGGCUUGGCGCCGGGGGGUCUGAGGGCGAGGCGAGCUCUCUACGGGCCAGGGGCUAGUGGGAGCCGGCACUAGAGGGUGGAGGAGCCAGAAACCCCAAACGUCCGGCGUCGGGCGCUAGCCAAGCUGCUGCGCGCCCCGGCGCCCAGCUGGCUCGGGGACAGCUGCUGGGUGUCGGAGAUCAGAGUUAGCGGACUGCAGCGGAAGAGCAAAGAUGUCACACUGGAUCCUUGGCCUCCAGGGUCCGUUAAGGUGAGAAUAAGAUCUCUGGACUGGACUGACUGGACCUAGCCUAAGACCGAAAAGCAGCCAUGGACAUGGUGGAUAAGCCACUCAAUGGAAGCCACACAUGGCUAUCCAUUCCAUUUGACCUGAAUGGCUCUGUGGUGUCAACCAACACCUCAAACCAGACAGAGCCAUAUUAUGACCUGACGAGCAAUGCAGUCCUCACAUUCAUCUAUUUUGUGGUCUGCAUCAUUGGGUUGUGUGGCAACACACUUGUCAUUUACGUCAUCCUCCGCUAUGCCAAGAUGAAGACCAUCACCAACAUUUACAUCCUCAACCUGGCCAUCGCAGAUGAGCUCUUCAUGCUGGGUCUGCCUUUCUUGGCUAUGCAGGUAGCUCUGGUCCACUGGCCCUUUGGCAAGGCCAUCUGCCGGGUGGUCAUGACUGUGGAUGGCAUCAAUCAGUUCACCAGCAUCUUCUGCUUGACAGUGAUGAGCAUCGACCGAUACCUGGCUGUGGUCCACCCUAUCAAGUCGGCCAAGUGGAGGAGACCCCGGACGGCCAAGAUGAUCACCAUGGCUGUGUGGGGAGUCUCUCUGCUGGUCAUCUUGCCCAUCAUGAUAUAUGCUGGGCUCCGGAGCAACCAGUGGGGGAGAAGCAGCUGCACCAUCAACUGGCCAGGUGAAUCUGGGGCUUGGUACACAGGGUUCAUCAUCUACACUUUCAUCCUGGGGUUCCUCGUACCCCUCACCAUCAUUUGUCUUUGCUACCUAUUCAUUAUCAUCAAGGUGAAGUCCUCUGGAAUCCGAGUGGGCUCCUCCAAGAGGAAGAAGUCUGAGAAGAAGGUCACUCGAAUGGUGUCCAUCGUGGUGGCUGUCUUCAUCUUCUGCUGGCUUCCCUUCUACAUAUUCAACGUUUCUUCUGUCUCCAUGGCCAUCAGUCCCACCCCAGCCCUUAAAGGCAUGUUUGACUUUGUGGUGGUCCUCACCUAUGCUAACAGCUGUGCCAACCCUAUCCUAUACGCCUUCUUGUCUGACAACUUCAAAAAGAGCUUCCAGAAUGUCCUCUGCUUGGUCAAGGUGAGCGGCACAGAUGACGGGGAGCGAAGUGACAGUAAGCAGGACAAAUCCCGGCUGAAUGAGACCACGGAGACCCAGAGGACCCUCCUCAAUGGAGACCUCCAAACCAGUAUCUGAACUGCUUGUAGGGUGGGAAAAAACCAAGCCAUGCUCUGUCUACUGGCAAUGGGCUCCCUACCCGCACCCGCUUCCUUCCUCCCACCCCUCACACCUGGCUUCUAGAAUAGAGAAUUGCUCAGCAUGAGUCCAAUUCAGAGAACAGUGUUUGAGUCAGCUUGUCUGAUUGAAUGAUAAUGUGCUAAAUUGAUUACCUCCCCCUUAAAGCGAACAUUGAAAUGCAGGUAGGCAAUUCAAAGUCUGGAGAAGAGGGAUCAUGCCUGGCUAUCAUCUUUAGAAACAACAAAAAUAGAAAAGUAUCUGUGUGUUUGUGUAUGUAAAACUCAAUAUGUAAUCUUGUGUUUUUAUAUUUAUCCUAGUAUAUUCCUAUUUAUUCUCUGUAUAGGCAUUACCUACGUUCCCGUGUUCACAUACAUAAGUAUCUAAUUCGAGUGUGCAUAGUGUAGAUGGACAUUUGCCACAAUACAGUGCCCGCAGAAAUGGACUUAUCAUGAAGUCAAUAAAGUCCAAGCUUCAGGGGUCUCUUUUGCACGGGCCUUUCCAAGGCCCAGGAGGGACCCGGGCAGUAUGUUCAUGUGGUCAUAUGUUUUUGUAAAAAAUUGUGAAAGUAA
Molecule: messenger RNA, 2131 nt
Organism: Rhinopithecus roxellana (golden snub-nosed monkey)
Lineage: Eukaryota; Metazoa; Chordata; Mammalia; Primates; Cercopithecidae
Gene: SSTR2
Product: somatostatin receptor 2
Exons: 2
Coding region: 411-1520 (369 amino acids)
Biological process (GO): cellular response to glucocorticoid stimulus; neuropeptide signaling pathway; cellular response to estradiol stimulus
Cellular component (GO): membrane; neuron projection
Molecular function (GO): neuropeptide binding; somatostatin receptor activity
Source: RefSeq, a predicted model, not a curated record